This is a messenger RNA of Notodromas monacha, 1779 nucleotides long. Lineage: Eukaryota; Metazoa; Arthropoda; Ostracoda; Podocopida; Cyprididae. The record is from the annotation of a GenBank genome assembly.
AUGAUUUCAGAUUUGCUGUGUUUACAUUGCCGCGUCAGCAUGAAAAAGAAAAAAGAUGUUGUGAAGCAUCAAGCGAAAGAUGCGAGUGUUAGCGUGAGUAAUAACGUCCCUGUAGCUUCCCCAAGCGCCAUGGAGAUAGACGAUCCUGCCAGCCCUGAAGGCAAUUUGCAGUGGUUCCCGGAUUUACCUCGAGUUGAUGCGGAAACUCAUCUGAAGACUUUAAAUGGACUCCUUUCAAGAGAUGAGAAAAAUCCAGUGGUGAUGGAGGAGCUGGACGCCCUUCAGGCAGAUUUGGAGUCCGCCUUGUGUCAGGUGGUAAUGCGGCAAGCGAUCGUAGAAUGUGAGCUGAAAGCGUUGAAAGACGGCGCACCCGCAUGCAACACUCCCAAGUUCAAAAAGUAUUCGGAUCAGUCGACAUCGACAAUGAAACGCCAUCCGAUGUACGACGAAAUGAAACCACCGAAGAAGAUAAAAGAAGAAAAUAUCAACUCUGAUUUUUCUGGGGCUUUCAACAACGCACAAGCAAGCCUGCCUGUCGAUUAUAUGAACGAUGCGGAUCCUUUCGAGCAUCAUGUUCAACACGAAGAAAGCCCCUUGUCACCGCAUAUGAUAGGCAAAUUUGCGAUUCCAAAUAAGUUUUGGAAAUCUGUCGAACCCUAUUGCGCUCCGAUCACGCAAGAGCACGUGACAUAUUUGGAAAACUUGAUCAAAGGGACGGAGGAAUCGGAAAGAUUGUUGAAAAUUCCUCCGAAAUUGGGAAAACGGUGUCAAGGCGAUCGAUUCACUGAUACCACAGAUAAAUACUUGAACUCCAUCGGAAUUCCUAAGAAGCGUAUCCAGGAUGUUCGAAAAUUAGCAUCUCCAAUGGGACCACAAACGCAGCGUCUUCUGGGUGCUUUGACCCCGGGUGCGAGUACGAAGCGGAAUGAGUGCUCGUCAUCUAGCGGUGUGGCUGAUAGGAAACACUUCAUGGCAUCCCUGGAUGUGACAGGAGCAGAAGAUGUAGAGCGACGAUUACAAGCGGAACUAGAAGAGAACGGAAUUUUGGAGCCGGACGACGAAAAUAAUAAUGCCGAUGACGAGCUCUUGACUGAUUGGAAGAUGACCGCUCGAAAAUUGGAAAUGGUCACGAAAACGAACAAAGAAAUAUUGACCUAUUUGCUCAAGCAAGCCGAAGUUCAUCUCAAGAAACACGAAAUAUUUGAGCGCUUGGAUGUCAUCGACAACAAUGCGAUGGAAGCUUUACAAAAAAUACAGCAAUCGAAGCUCAAGAAGUGUGUUGGACUCUCGAAGAAGGAGCGCGAGGCAGGUUGGAAGCUUCUGAUGGAGCGCCAAGAACUUGUUGCAAAAUUGAAGCAGCUAAAUGAAGAAUUGGACGCUUCCUACUCCAUGCCAUUUCCGAAAGUUCCCGGCGUCAGUUCUGCUAUUUCCCUAGAAGAAAACGGCCCAUCUGACGCCGGAAAUCAUCCCGAAGCCCGUGGUUCCGAUGCGGUGGAAGGCUCAUCUUAGUGUUGAUGUGUUCCUUAUUCUCGAUUCGCGCCCUUUUUGCGGUAUACCUUUUCGCAUUAUGAUUUUUGUGUGGAAUUGGCCUUCGGAAAAAUCUCACUUCGCUCAGUGUUACUCCGUCUCGUGAUCUGUUCUUUAAGUGUAUUAUGUCGCGAGACAAGAGGAAUUUCAGAUGCAAACCAAGAUUGUAUAACUUUUGUAUGCCUUGGAUUCUGAAGAUAGAUCCCGAUUGGCCUGGAUGAAAUCGAAAUAAAACAAAAGUUCAAGUUUAAA